CAGUUCCUGCUCGGGCGAAUCGCACACACACACGCAGUGCUGUAUCAUGUCCGAGAGCGGCUAUUAAAGAGCAGCGCUGUGUAUCUUCCACAGGCCGGGAUGAGUGCGCCAGGUCCUCGGAUUCGGCUCCUGCUGAUGAUCUCCACACUGCAGUGGGGUUGGAGCUACACUGACAGCUCGUGGUACCAGGAUCUCUGCAGGUAUAAAUGGGAGGCUGUGGACUCUGACAGCAAAAUAAAAUACACCCUGAAGCUCUGUUCUUCAUCCCCGGUGACGACCUGUGACCCGGGCGCUGCUGUUUGCGCCCAGAAUCUUGUCAGCGGCAAGAGCCAUUCAGUGGGUGAUCUCUCCUUGCAGGCGUCAUCCUCUUCCAACUUCAUUCUCGGUUUCAACAGCACUCAAACUUGCCAGGGCGAGAGCAGCAAUGUGCAAAGCAGCAUCAGUUUCCAGUGUGGUAAAACAAUGGGGACGCCAGAGUUUGUCACCGUGUCACAGUGCGUCCAUCACUUCGAAUGGAGAACUUACAUCGCCUGCAGAAAAGACAAGUUCCGACCCCUUAAAGAGGUUCCCUGCUACGUCUUUGAUUUGGAUGGAAAAAAACAUGACCUCAACCCUCUCAUCAAAGUCACAGACGGCUACCUGGUCGAUGACUCGGAUGAUAGUGUUGAAUUUUAUAUUAACGUGUGCAGAAAUUUGGAUCGAGCAGAUAGUCCCUGUCCUAAAGGCACCGCUGCCUGUUGGACUAAACAAGACAAAUCGAUCAGCAUGGGGAUGCCGGACAAGCCUCUGGAGCUCAUCUCUAACGACAAGUUGAGGCUGCGGUACGAGUCUGAAAACAAGACAUGUGAUGGACACAAGCCUGCAGUCACAAUCACCUUCAUCUGCCCCUCGACAAGACAGCAGGGAAGUGAUCCCAAGCUGACUGCUGAGGAGAAUUGUCGCUACGAGGUCGAGUGGGUGACCGAGUACGCCUGCCACAGAGACUACCUGCAGAGUCACGAUUGUACACUGACCAACGAACAGCACGACAUCUCCAUCGACCUCACACACCUCACACACGGCGUUGCGGACCCUCCCUACGCUGUUGAGGCCAAGAUUGGGAGGGACACCUACAUAUUCUAUCUUAAUGUGUGUGGGGAAACCAGAGCUGGCGGCUGCACGGGUGAAAAAGGUUACGUAUCGUCUUGCCAGGUGAAGGACGGAGAAAGUGUAACCAAAAUAGCUGGGAGGUACCAGAACCAAACGCUCAGGUACUCUGAUGGGGAUCUGACACUCAUCUAUCCAGGAGGAAAUGGAUGCAGUUCAGGCUUCCGGAGAAUGACCAUCAUUAACUUUGAGUGCAACGCAACUGCAGGGAACGGCUACCCCGUGUUCACAGGAGAGGUCGACUGCACAUAUUACUUUAACUGGCAGACGUCAUACGCAUGUGUAAAGAAAACCAAAGACUUGCUGUGCAGAGUCACUGAUGGCAAAAUGCAUUAUGACCUGUCCCGUCUCACUCGCUACGCAGGACCUGAUGGACAACAAAACUGGGAGGCGGUGGAUGCUAAUGUUCUAGAGAAGGACAAAAAACUGUACUACAUUAACGUGUGUAAUAAACUAAUCAAGAACGAGAACGUCUCAUGUCCUGAAGAUGCAGCUGUAUGUGCUGUGGGGAAAGGAAAGUCGUUGAGCCUGGGUAAAUUCCUCUCCUCACCACAGAAAGACCUGUCCGGGAAAGACUUGCGUCUCAUAUACACAGACGGAGACGACUGCAGGAAAAGCACAAAGAUUAAAAGUAUCAUUACUCUGAAGUGUAAGCCUGGUGAUAUGGACAGUGCUCCCAUCAUGAGGAGCGUGUCCAAUGACGGCUGCUUUUAUGAGUUUGAGUGGCAGACUGCUGCCGCCUGUGUGCUCACCAGAACAAAGGGGAAUGACUGUAAAGUGGAAAACUCCACCGCAGGAAUUUCUUUUGACCUGACGCCGCUGAGGAAGGCUGACGGAGGUUACUACAACGAAUCCAACGACAAAUAUAAUUACUUUAUUAAUGUGUGUGGGAGUGUUAAGGCUGCAAACUGCCCUGAGAAUUCAGGAGCCUGUCAGGUUGACAAGAGUGCUAAAUAUAAUGUCUGGAACCUGGGCGAGUUUAAUUCCAGUCUAUCAUAUUAUGAUGGCAUGAUCGAGCUGGAUUACAUAAACGGCUCUCUGUACAACAACGAGAAACACACACAGCGCUCCACACACAUCUCCUUCCUGUGUGACCGAGAGGUUGGGCCAGGCAAGCCUGAGUUUCAGGCUGAGGAUGAAUAUACCUACAACUUCAGGUGGUACACCUCUUACGCCUGUCCAGAGAGGCCCCAGGAGUGUGUGGUUACUGACCCUGUUACCUUACAGCAGUUUGACUUGUCUAGUUUGUCGAAGUCGAGUGGAUCCGGUAACUGGAAGGCCACGGAUACCACAAACCGGAGGCUGUACUACAUCAACGUGUGCCGGCCGCUCAGUCCCGUGCCAGGCUGCGACCGACUCGCCUCGGUGUGCCAGAUAAAAUACGAACAAGCUCAGGGAGUACCAUCUGAAACCGUGACUGUCAGUAAUAUGGGCGUGGCUAAAAAAGGCCCUGUGAUCAUCGAGGACGGUCAGUUGAUGCUGGAGUACACAGACGGCUCGGCGUGCGAGGUGGAUGGGAAUAUGACGACCUACAUCACCCGCAUUCACUUCAUCUGUUCAAAAGAACCUGCGUCAUACGGGCCAAGGUUCCUAUCAAAUCAGGACUGCACAGUGAACUUCAUGUGGUACACCGAGGCAGCCUGCGUCAUUUCAACUGCUGUAGACACCAAUCAGACUUGUUCCUUGAAGCAUCCCAACACCGGCUUUGAGUUCAACCUGCUCCCUCUGGCCUCGGAAACAGCAUACAAGGCAACUGCAAAUGGAAAAGAGUUCAUCGUGAACAUCUGCUCGGCUGCUAAACAGUGCAGAGAGGGCAAGCAGACGGACGCAGCAGGCUGUGUGGUGGAGGGCGGCAAGCCGCAUAGUUUUGUCGGAGUGGAGAGAUCUCUGCAGUUGUCCACUGAUGGCCAGCUGACUCUGACCUACAGAGGAGAGCUGGAUAAGACACUGGGCACCAGAGCCACGUUCACCAUUAAUUUUGUGUGUGAUCAGAGUGCCACUAACGGCUCCCUCAAGGUCAUUCAUGAGGAGAUGGGCACGACCACGCACGUGCAGCAUGACGUUCUUUUCGAGUUCUCUACAGCUCUGGCCUGUGAGCCUGCGCCGGUAGAUUGCCGUGUUACUGACUCUCAGGGAAAUGAGUACGACCUGAGUGACCUCAGUCUGGAUGAUAAAGCCUACGUUCCUGUAGACACCUCAGACCAGGCCAAAUCUCAGAAGUUCUUCAUCAGUGUGUGUAAACCUCUGCCAUUUGUCCGGGGCUGCCCAGUUGGAGUAAUCGGCGCGUGCGGUCAGUUAAACGGCCGAGGCGUGAACCUGGGCUUUGUCCAAUCCAGCCUGCGUGCCGGCUCAGACGGCUCCAUCAGCAUCGUGUAUCAGAACGGGGAUAAGUGUGGCUCAAAAGGGCGCUACUCAACACGCGUGAUUUUCCAGUGUGAUGACAGCCCCGGCUCACCCAUGUUUGAUCGUAAGGACGGCUGUGAAUACGUCUUCAUCUGGAGGACCUCCGAGGCGUGCCCGGUGAAGAGAGUACAAGGUGCAAACUGUAAGGUAAAGGACCCCAGGAGUGGGUAUGAGUUUGACCUGACUCCCCUGUCCGGGAAGGAUUAUGAGGUGAAGAGCCUGCAGUAUGAAUAUCACUUUGCUAUAUGUGGCCCUGUUGAGACAUCAGUGUGUUCACAUGGAGCUAAUAGCAUGGUCUCCUCUUGCCAAGUAGAAGGUCCCAAUCACAGGAUUUCCGGAUUGGCUAAUCAAAAUUUAACAUUUGAUGAUGGAGUUAUAAUGAUCAACUACACACACGGGGAGACCUGCCACAAGAUUUAUGAGCGAUCAACAGCCAUCAUGUUUUCCUGCGACCACAGCAAGAAUCCGGGGAAGCCAGAGUUUGUCCGAGAGACAGCAGACUGCACCUACUUGUUUGAAUGGCACACUGCUUUGGCCUGUCCUCCUUUUAAGACCACCAGCUGCUCCUACAAUGAUGGCAGGGGACACUCGUAUGAUCUGUCCUCCUUGGCUCUGCACAGCAGUAACUGGGUGGUUCAGCCUGAGACUGGAAACAAAGACAAGCGCUACUACAUCAAUGUGUGCAAAUCUCUUGUACCUCAGAGUGGUUCAUGGGGCUGUCCGAGCAGCGCUGCAGCGUGUCGGAAGACCGGUGAUGAGUAUGUGAGUCUGGGAGAAGCUCAGUCCGAGCCACAGUGGGAGGGAAACAUGCUGGUGCUGAAGUACACGGAUGGAUCAACCUGCCCUGGAGGAGACCGUAAACGAUCCACCAUCAUCCGCUUUCAGUGCGAUCCUGACAAAGUGGACUCGAAGCCCACUUUGAUCACUGCACUAGAGGACUGUGUGUACAGCUUUGUGUGGUUUACAGCAGCAGCAUGUCCCCUUAACAGGACAGAACAUGGAGACUGCAAGGUCACUAAUCCACGGACAGGGUAUCUGUUUGACCUGAACUCACUCACUCGGGAAGGUGGUUAUACGGUGUAUCACAGCGUAGACGUAAGGAAGAUGUAUCGCCUCAAUAUCUGUGGUCCCAUAAAGAACGCGGGCUGUGCAUCAGAAGCAGGAGUGUGUAUUAAAGACAGUAGCGAAGCUGUGAAUGGAGGAAAAUCUAACAAGAAGCUGGUCUACAAGGACCAGGUGGUGGAGCUGACCUACGAGGGCGGAGACGUCUGUGCAGCCAAUCCGUCGCUCAAACACAAGAGCAUCAUCAGCUUCAUCUGCAAGUCUGAAGGAGGCGAAACCAGCAAGCCCGUACUGGUCGACUCGGACAAGGACACGUGCACUCACUUUUUUUCCUGGCACACAUCGCUGGUCUGCGAACAACAGGUGAGGUGCUCCGUUUGGAACAAAACCAGCCUGAUAGACCUGAGUCCUCUGAUUCACCUCAGCGGGUACUACACUGCCACGGAUGAAGACGCAGGCGAGAAUGCAAACAAGGAUGAGAACAAGGACACGUCACGUGUCUUCUACAUUAACAUCUGCCAGCCUCUUAACCCCAUUCCAGGGGUCAAGUGUCCUCCUGGAGCCGCAGUGUGCAUGGACCCUCCUGAAGGAGACCCUAUUGACAUCGGACGUGCCGCCACUUCUCCAAAGUAUAACCCUACCACUGAUGAGGUGGAGAUUGAUUUUACCAGUACAACUCCAUGUAAGACGAAUCCCACGGUCAAUUAUACUUCCAGAAUCAUCUUCACCUGCCAGAGAGACACGGACCUGGGAUCUCCGGAGAUGAUGCAUCAGCUGGGCUGCAUGUUUGUGUUCGAGUGGCCGACGCCUCUGAUGUGUCCAGACACGGUCAGCGCUCAGGGCUGUAAGCUCCAAGUCUCCCAGCUGCAGUACACCUUUGACCUUUCACGCCUGCCCGGAGACGUUCAGGUUCCUGUUUCCUAUGGAAAGUAUAAGCUGAACGUGUGUGGCUCCGUGACGGACAAGGUGUGUAAGAACAGUCCGGUGUGUUUAGUCUCCGGGACUUCGGCGUUCUCGUUUGGCCACAGUCGGGCCAUGAGUCUAAACUACAGCCCAGUGGAGCAGGCAGUCAUCAUGCAGUAUGGAGGUGGAGACCCCUGUCCUUCAGUAACUACAGAAGGAACUGUGUGCACAUUGCCAUUCAUCUUCAAUAAAAAGUCGUAUUCCGAGUGCACAGAAGACGGCAGGACUGAUGGCAGGAAGUGGUGCGCCACCACAUCUAACUACGACAAAGACAGUCGGUGGGGUUUCUGUUCUAAUGUGACCGCUAAGAGGCAGUCGACAAUCAUGCUCAUGUGUGACCGCUCGGCGGGCCUCGGCAAACCCCAGCUGUUCAGCGAGACACAGGCUUGUUCUAGCACCUUCCACUGGCGCACUAAUGCCGUCUGUCCUCCGAAAAAGAUGGAGUGCAAACUGGUGAGCCACCACCAAACCUACGACCUGCGCACCCUCUCGUCUCUCACCGAGCCAUGGAAGUUCAGCAGCCGUAAGAGAGAUGCUUACUACAUGAACCUGUGCCAGGAAAUCCAUGGAGGCCUGACUGGUUGUCCAGAGGGAGCCGCUGUGUGUCGCAAGCGCUCCAGUGGAAAGACGGAGACCCUGGGACGAGUAUUUACUCAGCGCAUGGGAUUAACUGAUGGAAAGAUACAGAUGAAUUACUCCAUGGGGGAUGCUGUGUGUGGAAAUUCAAAACAAGCCAAAACCAUCGUGCAGCUGUCGUGCGGAAGGACUGUGGGUCAUCCCAAACUCCUAAGGGAGGACAUGGCAGCUUGCGAGUUCUGGGUGGAGUGGGAGACUCGAGCAGCCUGUGCAGUGAAGCAGCAAGGGGAGCAGGUGGAGAUGGUGAACGGCACCAUCACAGUUCCAGAGACGGGUGCCCUGUUCAGUCUGGGAGAUCUCUACUACAGCCUCCACAAAGCCACAGGAGACAUCAGACCCAAUGGUGACACCUAUGUCUAUCACAUCCAGCUAUCAGGCAUCACGAACAGCUCCUUAUCCAAGUGCCUGGGCGCGAACGUCUGCCAGGUGAAGAAGGACGCCGCCGACUGCAGGAAGAUCGGCUCCUCCAACAAGGCCAAGUACUACAUCAAAGGGGACAGUCUGGACGUCCUGGUGCCUUCGGAGUCUGUGUGCGGUCGUGACAAAUCAAAGACCAUGUCAUCGACCAUCUUGUUUCACUGCAAGCCCGAGGCCGGAGUGGGCAUCCCGGAGUUCCUGCUGGAAACUGAUGGGUGUCAGUACCUGUUCGUCUGGCACACCAACAAAGUCUGUGAACUUUUCACCUCGAUUCAGCAAGUGAAGGAUAAUGAGGAAGCUGGAUUAUCAGGGCGGAGUCAGGCUCUGGGGGUGGUGCUUAGCCUGUUGCUAGUGGUGCUGACCAUCUGUCUGCUUGUUCUGCUGCUCCACAAGCAAGAGAGGAGGGGGCUUUUUAUACAGAAGCUCACCAGCUGCUGCAAACGGAGAAAUCAAGUGUCUUAUAAAUACUCCAAGGUGAGCAUGGACGAAGACGGCUGCGAAGACGAGAUGGAGUGGCUGAUGGAAGAAGUGGAGACUCCGGUGCAAACACCUCACGAAAACGGCCACAUCACCACCAAACCAGUGAGUGCCGACGCGCUGCGCUCCUUCUCCCUCGAUGAGCAGGACAGCGAGGAAGAGGUUCUGACCAUCCCUGGAGUCCGAGUCCACUCAGGAGGAGUCUCCGCCUCCUCCUCUCAUCUCCUGAAGAAGAACGAGAGCGACGAGGAUCUGGUGGGGCUGUUGGACGACACGGCAAGAAAGAGCAGGUCCAAACCGAGCUCCAGACAUCUAAAGAAAGAGCAGGGAGACCCUGAGGACAGCGACGAGGACCUCCUUAAAGUCUGAGGAUUUCUUUCAUGAACUACUGAACGUCCCUCUAAACUCGCUCUGGUCAUUUAGUUGAUUUUUUUUUUCUUUUCUAAAGGGAAAUCUAUUUAUAUCUGUUCAUUGCUUAUCAAUGGACAGCCUGUACUUUGGCGAUGAAAAUAUUUCAUCGUUUAAUUGUUUUCUUUCUUUCUUUCUUUCUUUCUUUCUUUCUUUCUUUCUUUCUUUCUUUCUCUGUCAGAUGAUUUAAUUCAAGCUUGAUUUGUACAGAGAUAUUAUUGUAUAUGAUGGCAACAAAAAAAAGAUGGUUUAUGAUCUGUUAUUUAAUUACACGGAUUGAUUAUGAUUUUAGUUUGAGUUCAUCUCACUGUUUCCAUGGCAACCAGUAGCCAGUAGUGAAUACGGAAAAUCCCGUGCUCGAGGUUUGCAGUAUUUUUGCACAUGGAGCCAUGAGGAAUCGCAUUAACCUUCGCUCAGAUUUGUUUGUUUUUCACUGUGUGGUUUUUGCAGCACUUGUCUCGCAGGAUAAAAAAAAAAAUUUGGCUUCAUAUUUACACUUCUUUUUAAAACCUGAACCAUUUCGAGUAAAGGGACGUCUCCUGCAUUGCUUUCACUUCCCUUUUUUGCCAUAAAAGCAUGCUGUAUAACCCUGACAUGCACAGUAUUUUAAUGCUGGGAGGAAAAAUGUCUCAUCUCUCUCAUAAACUCACAGAACAUUAUUGUCUCAGUCUUUAUUUCAGCUUUCUUUCUUCUUUUAGGUAUGAUUGAUUGUGCAGUUUGAUAAAUUUUGUUAAAUUAAUUAUUUGCACAGGUACAAAUGUAAAAAGUCAUACUUAUGAUGCAUUCUGGUUAUUUUUUUCUGCACUGGAUGAGGGUUAAAAUGUUAAAAGUGAUAAUGGUGUGAUUUUUGGCCUUAGACUCAAGACUGUGACGCAUGUGAUGUCGUGUUUUAUUUUACUUUUUUCCAUCCAUCAACCUUUUUUUUUUCUGCCAUUGGAAUCUUGACAAAAUGAUUUGAUCAUAAACCAACUUCCUGUCGAUUUUGUCCUCAAGUGGCCUGUUUUUGACGUGGGGCGUUAGUGUUCCAUAGCCGUGUUUGGGUGUCUGAAUGCCGUACGUCCAUAACUUCUCCGAAAAGGUUUUGUGAUUUGCAGAAAGGCUGCUGAUGAGGUUGAAUGGUUGAAGGUAUCUCUAACUCCUUGCUGUACACACAAACUCGAUAUGUGUCUCCUUUUUUAAAUCACAUGUACAGAGCCUCCUACUGAUGGCCCUAUUUCUGCCAAAAUUUCUUUAGAAUUGUUUGCUUACCUGCUGUUUUUUUUGUUUUGUAUUUAAAAAUGUUCAUACUGAGACAUUGCAUUAUUUCAAUAAAAAAGAACAGCUAUUAAAAUA
Molecule: messenger RNA, 8844 nt
Organism: Neoarius graeffei (lesser salmon catfish)
Lineage: Eukaryota; Metazoa; Chordata; Actinopteri; Siluriformes; Ariidae
Gene: igf2r
Product: insulin-like growth factor 2 receptor
Exons: 48
Coding region: 100-7473 (2457 amino acids)
Biological process (GO): lysosomal transport
Cellular component (GO): trans-Golgi network; late endosome; plasma membrane
Molecular function (GO): D-mannose binding; insulin-like growth factor binding; signaling receptor activity
Source: RefSeq, a predicted model, not a curated record